Molecule: messenger RNA, 2205 nt
Organism: Diospyros lotus (date-plum)
Lineage: Eukaryota; Viridiplantae; Streptophyta; Magnoliopsida; Ericales; Ebenaceae
Exons: 6
Coding region: 1-2205 (734 amino acids)
Source: RefSeq, a predicted model, not a curated record
AUGUUCUUAACGGUGCUAGUGCUAGGACCAGAGAAUCCUAAGGCAAAACUUGAUGUUUUCUUACAACCCCUUAUUGCAGAGUUGAAACAUUUGUGGGAUGUUGGUGUGCAUGCAUAUGAUAUCUCAUUGAAACAAAAUUUUCAACUGAGAGCGGCUUUGAUGUGGACCAUUAGUGAUUUUCCUGCAUAUUCAAUGCUCUCGGGGUAUAGCACGGCAGGAAAGCUGGCAUGUCCUUAUUGCACGAUUCACUCGGACGCAUUUUACCUGUCAAAGAGUCAAAAGAUUUCAUGGUAUGGAUUUCGAAAAAAUACUUUGGUAAAAAAAACACCACCUCCUGUACUGUCUGGACCUGAGAUACUUGCUUCCUUGGACGAGUUGGGUUUAGUGAAUGCGACACAACCCAAUGCUGCACAGACUAAUGCAGAUAACAGUCAUGGUAGUGGUUGGAAGAGUAAGAGCAUUUUUUGGGAUUUGCCUUAUUGGAAAACUCAACUUAUUCGACACAACUUGGAUGUUAUGCAUAUAGAGAAAAACGUGUUCGAAAAUGUGUUCAAUACAGUGAUGAAUGUACCAGGCAAAACUAAGGACACAGUAAAGUCGAGAGAAGAGUUGAAUCAAUAUUGUCGCCGCAUUACUCAAUCAACAUUUACUCUGAACAAGAAAGAAAAAGCUGUCUUGUGUGCGUGGGUAAAAAAUUUAAAAUUUCCUGAUGGGUAUGUGUCGAACAUGGCUAGAUGUGUUGACACAAAGAAGCUUAAGUUGUUUGGGAUGAAAAGUCACGAUUGUCAUGUGUUCAUGCAAAGUGAGCAUAUGAUGAAAUUAGAGAACGACAUCCCCAUCACUUUGUGUAAGUUGGAGCUCAUAUUCCCUCCAAGUUUCUUUGACUCUAUGGAGCAUCUUCCAAUCCAUUUGGCUUAUGAAGCAAGGAUAGCAGGUCCAGUUCAAUAUCGAUGGAUGUAUCCGUUUGAAAGAUACCUUGGAAAGUUGAAGAAAACAGUUAGAAAUAAAGCUCGAGUGGAAGGCUCUAUUUCUAAUUCAUACGUUGUGGAAGAAGCGUCAUUGUUGUGUUCUCAUUACUUUGAGGACCAUGUUGUUACAAGGCAUACACGAGUGCCGCGCAACGAUGCUGGUGUUGUAAAUGAAAGGGAUGAUCAGGAGGGGAAGUUAUCAAUUUUCAAGCAUCCUUGUCGACCAUUUGGAUGUAAAAAGUCACGAAUGUUAUUCGGUGAAGAAUAUGAUGUUGCACACAGAUAUAUUUUGAUGAAUUGUCCAGAAGUUGAGCCGUAUCUGCAAAUUUACGAUGCUGAGCUAAGGCAACGUAAUCUCGGCAUUGGCGACCACAUCAUUGAACAAUUAACAAAUAAGGAAUUCCCUUCUUGGUUCAAUAAUUAUGCUCGCGAUCCUACGAACAAUGUGACCAAUUCAUACAUUAGGGAUCUCGCAAAAGGACCUUUUAACACUGUUACAACGUACCCUGGCUGCUUUGUUAAUGGAUUUAAAUUUCACACGAUUAGCCAUGGUUCGAAUAAAGGCACUAUGAAUAGUGGCAUGUGCGUUAAAGGAUCCAACUACGAUGAUCCCGAGAAGGACUAUUAUGGUCGGAUAACAGAGAUUGUCGAGCUCGAGUAUCCUUUAGUAUCGUCAUUCAAGAAAGUUGUAUUGUUCAAGGGCGAUUGGUUUAUUCCAACUUUGAACGAGGGGGUGAAGAUUCAUCAUGCUUAUAAGAUCGUCGAGGUCAAUGAAAAGAAGAAAUGGAAUACAAACGAGCAAUUUGUAUUAGCUUCUCAAGCGAUUCAAGUAUAUUUUUGCGAAUAUCCAAGCUUGAGGCGUAACAAAAGCGAUUGGUUGGUUGUAACAAAAGUCAAACCAAGGUUCAUAGUAGAGGUUCCACAAUCUUUUAAUAAUCAAGAGGCGACCCUUCCACGUGAAGUGUUGCCUUACCAAGAGGAUGACGUGGAACUACACGAUAUCGCAGUUAAUGAUGAGCCAGUUAUGGAAUCAGAAUUUGAUGAAGCUCCAGAGUUGAAUGAUGAGAAAGUUUUGAGAUCUGAUUCUGAAGAUAAAUCUGAAUCCUAUGAUGAGCAAGUUUUGCGAUCAGACUCUGAAUAUGACUCUGAAUCAGAGGAUGAACAAGUUCUUCAAUUAGAUUCUGAUGAUGACUUAGAAUCUAAUGACACGGAUGUAGACUUAUAUGAUAGUGAUUAG